This is a messenger RNA of Aspergillus mulundensis, 855 nucleotides long. Its product is annotated as alpha/beta fold hydrolase. The coding region runs from base 1 to 855 and encodes 284 amino acids. NCBI's taxonomy places the organism in Eukaryota, Fungi, Ascomycota, Eurotiomycetes, Eurotiales, Aspergillaceae. The transcript is spliced from 5 exons. The record is from RefSeq and is a predicted model, not a curated record. Gene Ontology annotation, molecular function: catalytic activity.
AUGGGCUGGCGAUAUCAGAUCCCACUCUUCAUCAACAAAGGCUACCGAGUUAUCGCGCCAGACUGCCUCGGAUAUGGGCGGACGGACGCCCCAUUGGAUCUAAAUGCGUACUCACACAAGAGCUGCGCGGACGACAUCAAAGAACUAGCUAACCAACUUGGAGCGUCGAAGAUCAUCCUCGGUGGCCAUGAUUGGGGCGCAGCGCUUGCCUACCGCGUCGCCCUCUGGCACCCAGGUCUAGUAACGCACCUCUUCACCGUGUGCGUGCCGUACAGCCCGCCGUACAAGAAGUACAUGACGCUCGAAGACAUGGUGGCCAAAGUAGCGCCGCACUUCGCGUACCAGCUGCACUUUGUCAGCGGGAAGAUUGAACAGGCUGUCAAGAGCAAAGAUGAAAACAAGCAGUUCCUGAUUGCGCUCUAUGGUGGACGGACGCAGGAGAAGGAAUUCGCAUUUGAUCCUCACAAGGGUGUGAAUUUGGGGUUGUUGCCGAGGUUGAAGAAGACGUGGGUGAUAGAGGAGGAUGAAAUGGAGUAUUACGCCUGGGAGUUCGCUCGUCAUGGGCUUCGUGGACCUCUGAACUGGUACCGCACGCGCAAGAUAAACUACGAAGACGAGCUUUCUCUGCAACAAGGAACCAUCGACAUCCCUGUCCUCUUCAUCCAAGCGCUCAAGGACGCUGCUCUCCCGCCGCACUUGGGCAAGGGAAUGGGUAAGGUCAUACCGCAGUUGACGACGAAACAGGUUAACGCUUCGCACUGGGCUCUUUGGGAGAAGCCCGAGGAGGUCAAUGCGGCUUUGGAGGCGUGGAUGGAUGAGGUUGUUAAGGGAAGUAAUGGAGUGGCUAAGUUGUGA